Molecule: messenger RNA, 1250 nt
Organism: Cercospora beticola
Lineage: Eukaryota; Fungi; Ascomycota; Dothideomycetes; Mycosphaerellales; Mycosphaerellaceae
Biological process (GO): fungal-type cell wall organization; (1->6)-beta-D-glucan biosynthetic process; cell wall biogenesis
Cellular component (GO): extracellular region
Source: RefSeq, a predicted model, not a curated record
UUGCUUGCAAUUGCAACUCACAACGAACUUACGCACUAAAACCACGCUCGUUACGAAUUCACGACAACAGCGACAUCUAAAGAGUCCUCCAACACUUACUCGGUCGCUGGACGAUCCACAAGCCUCACGCGAACGCAUUCAGCACCCGCCUGCGACAUUUACAGAGCCUUCUGCCCGCGAUGCGGCCUUCUACCCUCCUCCCAUUGACCGCUCUCUUCGCAACGACAGCACUUGCAGAUGUCAAGUUCUCGAAGCCAGCGGCUGGGGCGACUCUCUCCGCCGGCACGAUAUCGAUAGAGUGGGAUGAUUCUGGGGAUACGCCGAAGCUCAGCGACCUGACUUCAUAUCAAAUACAAUUGAUGCAAGGCGGAAAUGACGAUUCGAGCUCGGUCGCUCUGGCAGUGCUGUCCGCUAAGGGUGCACAUUCUGCUGGAAUGUCAGCCCAGGGUACUGUCGACCCUGCCGUCUCGGGGAACGUUAAGAAUAGCUUCUACCUGAAGAUGACAUCGGUGGCCAAAGAGGGAGGACAAGUGAUCAAUUUCUCGGAUCGGUUCAGCAUAACAGGCUUGACCGGUACCGCACCAGCGAGCGUGGCGACGGCCAUGAAGUCAGUGACAGGAACAGCUGGUCCAGCUACGAUUGACCAAGUAUCAAACAACGCAGGAGCUGCCGUGGGAGCAGAUGGCGGCAGUUUUGAUGUGCCUUACGCGGAUCAGUCUGGAGCCACCAAGUACGCGCCGAUGCAAGGCAUUCCUCCGACGAAGAUAUCGGCCAAGAACUUCAAGCCGUUGCAUCCCACCAGCGGCUACACGAUAGCUACGACUUUCCUGCCGAAUGCGAAGGUCCAGACCACUAUCACUCAAAGCCAGACGUUCCAUGUGAGCAGCAUGGAGAACACUGCCGCGCCGCAAGCAGGACCGACGGACGACAUGCAGAAAUUUCUCAAUCGGUGGAAGGACUAGAAGACGCCGCGCGAGUACUUUUUCUUUUUGCAUACUGUGAACAGAGUUGCAUACAUCGCGGCCAGCAGCAUCUCCUGUCAUCUGCAUUGCCUCCAUGCGCGGAGUUUUCGCGAAAUUUCUCUUUUAUCGCAAGUUUUGGAUGACAGAUCAGAGGAAUGAAUUGUAGCAUAGCGUGUGAGGGGUAAGGCAUACAGGGGCGUUUGCCGUUACAGCAUCAUGAAGCGUCCAGUGCGGACGUGAGGAAAGUUCACCAGAUUUUAUGAGAGAAUGAAAGCAAAAGCUCGCAAC